Balaenoptera acutorostrata (minke whale) is the source of this 6355-nucleotide messenger RNA. It is a transcript of the gene ZNF35, whose product is annotated as zinc finger protein 35. The coding region runs from base 1 to 1584 and encodes 527 amino acids. NCBI's taxonomy places the organism in Eukaryota, Metazoa, Chordata, Mammalia, Artiodactyla, Balaenopteridae. The record is from RefSeq and is a predicted model, not a curated record. The transcript has 4 exons.
AUGCCUAUUGAAGUAUUUGGAAUGAAGUGUUUUGAUGAUUACAACUUAAAAAAAUGUCUUCAGUAUAUAGAGAGGCGCAGGGGUCCCGGUCGCUCGCCUUCUGCUCCAGAGCCCGCGAGCUCCGGCCGGGCUUCUUCUCCGCGCACGGUGAGCGGGGUUGGCGUGGCCUGGGCGCGAACGUCGGUGGGUCAGAACAUGUUCUGGGACAUGACUGUAGUCCUGAAACCAACACAGGAGGCGUCUGCUGCAUCGACCCCAGGCAGCUCCUCAUUACCAGAGACUCUGGCCAAGAGUGAGCUACUGGAGACUCAUGGAAACAUGACCUGUCUAGGUGCUGAAACCAAGAACCCACAGUUAUUGGUUCCAAAAACUGAGAUAUGUGAUGAAGCCGAAAAACCUUUCAUAACAUCAGGAAGAAUCCAGAAAGUUGACUCUCCAGGACCUGAGUUAGGAGAAGGCUGUGAAAAAGGGAACAUGUUAAAAAGGCAGAGAAUAAAGAGGGAAAAGAAAGAUUUCAGACAAGUGACAGUGAAGGACUGUCACAUACCUGAAAACUUCAAAGAAGAGGAGGACCAGAAGUGUCACAAAUCUGAGGAGAGAUACAGCCUUGGUUCUGGCUCUGUUAAAAAUCAGAAAAGCCAGCCUGGGCAGAAACCUUUUACAUGUAGCGUGUGUGGGAAAGGUUUUAGUCAGAGCGCAAACCUUGUAGUGCAUCAGCGAAUCCACACUGGAGAGAAACCCUUCGAAUGUCACGAGUGUGGGAAGGCCUUCAUUCAGAGUGCAAACCUUGUUGUGCAUCAGCGAAUCCACACUGGACAGAAACCGUAUGUUUGUUCAAAGUGUGGGAAAGCCUUCACUCAGAGUUCAAAUCUGACUGUACAUCAAAAAAUCCACUCCUUAGAGAAAACGUUUAAGUGCAGUGAAUGCGAGAAAGCUUUCAGUUACAGCUCACAACUUGCCCGGCACCAGAAAGUCCACAUUACAGAAAAAUGCUAUGAAUGUAACGAGUGUGGGAAAACAUUUACUCGGAGCUCAAACCUCAUUGUCCACCAGAGGAUCCACACUGGGGAGAAGCCCUUCGCCUGUAACGACUGUGGCAAAGCCUUCACCCAGAGCGCAAAUCUUAUUGUGCAUCAGCGAAGCCAUACUGGUGAGAAGCCAUACGAGUGCAAAGAGUGUGGAAAAGCCUUUAGUUGUUUUUCACACCUUAUCGUGCACCAGCGAAUCCACACCGCGGAGAAACCUUACGACUGCAGCGAGUGCGGGAAGGCCUUCAGUCAGCUCUCUUGCCUUAUCGUGCACCAGAGGAUUCACAGCGGGGACCUUCCGUAUGUGUGUAACGAGUGCGGGAAGGCCUUCACCUGCAGCUCGUACCUGCUGAUUCAUCAGAGGAUCCAUAAUGGGGAGAAGCCGUACACGUGCAGUGAGUGUGGCAAGGCUUUCCGGCAGAGGUCGAGCCUCACCGUGCACCAGAGAACCCACACCGGGGAGAAGCCCUAUGAGUGUGCCAAGUGCGGCGCGGCUUUCAUCUCCAACUCACACCUUAUGCGCCACCACAGAACCCAUCUUGUUGAGAGCACAUAGAGGAUGAGGGAGACCUCCAGGCGCCAGUCAGAACCUCCCACCCCUGCCCCCCACCCCCCAAGUCAGACACCUCUUGGCUGUUUUCUCCUCCUUGGUGAAAACGAGGCCUGCUCUGUCCUUAAAAGUAACAGUUAUCAGGAGUGCAGCGCAAAACACAAGAGGGGCAUUUCAGAGGCUAAUUUAAAGAAAAUGAAAACGAAGGCCUCAAGGCAAGGAUUUUGUUUUUCACUUGGUGCCCCAAGUGGUCAUGGUGUCUGAAGUGGAAUGUGGCUUUCUUAGAAAUGGAUCAUACAGAGCUCAGUGAUAAAGAUCCCUUUGGGGGAAAGGCAUUUUUCACUUAACUUUGUUUUUGAAAACUCUGGUAAUUUCUUGGGCAACGGGCAGGUUAUUGGUGGAGGUCUGCCUGAUGGAAUUCUGGAGCUUUGAACCUUGUAUUCUAGUAUUUUGGGUUAAGCAGCGACUCGUUAAGGAAACCACUUGGGGUAGCAGUUCACCAACAACUCACCUAUGAACAUUUAUAGGUUUUCCAUUCCCGAGGUAAUUUAAAAAAAAAAAACCACCCUACUAACCAUCUACUGCUCCUAACAUGGAUGGAAGUAGGAAACAUUCGUUUCCCUCAUCGUCUGUACCUCAUGAACGUUGAUGUGGUAUAGCUUUGGGGACCUCUGACGAGAGCCUCUUCUGACCGUUUCCCAGCCUGCAUGGCCAAGCACUUGAGGACUGAUGGAGACAGCCACAGACGCUGCUGGGCUGUGUCCCUUUGCUAAGGUCAACAGCUCUUCCCAUAACUUAACCCCAGUUGCCAUUGCAUUCCGUUUGAGUGAGACGCUGCUAGCAGCCCCCUUCCCAGAUAGAGGCAUCAGAGAAUAAAGCUUCCCUGGAGGCAUGCCCACUUUGUCUCUGCUCUCAUUCUGCUCAGGCCCAGGCGGGGGGCUCAGUUGGGUGUCAUUGUCACUUUCUGGAUGGUCUUUAGAAGAAAUAAUGGAGCCCUUCUAAUUCUCAGAGGAGCCAAGAGGCAAAUGAAAAGAGAGGGAGGAAGCAGAGUGGGAUUCCUAAGGUCUUAAUUUGUUUUUUUUUUAGAAGUUCAAAGGUAUUGGAAUAUGCAAACUUUUAGAAGGAUGAAGAAACUGGCUAAGGUAAGAUAACCUUUGUUACCAUUGAGCCUUUACUCCUGGAAAAACAAUUUCUACAACUAUGCAAUAGGUAGAGUUAUGUAAUAAUAUUGCCUUGUAUUUAUAUAGAACUUGAUUCUUUGUAUACCUUCAUGUGUAGAGUCAUGAUACCUGGCACUUACCUCAUACUUUCAUAUAGAUCAUUACCUUAAUCCUUGUAACACUGAAAGAGGUGUUUGCCCCCUUUACCUGAGAGAGGUCAUUUAACACAAGACCAAGUAACAAGUGACAGCCUGUAUUCAGACCCAGGUCCUAAAUCCAGGUUCCCUCUGUUCUUCUAUGUUUAUCCCAUGUCUCACCACCUGUAACCCCACCCAGAUCUGUGGGAAAGCCUGAGAAAAGGGUAUAUAGUCUCAUUUUUAGGUGAGGAAGCUGAGGUGACAGAUUUGGGGGUUUGCCUUAGGCAGUGUGACCAGCAAGCAGCAAAUCUAAGGCUGGGGUUUGAGUCUCCUGAUUUCUGGGUCUGUCUCCACUCCUGCUCUCAGCAAGCAAGAGUGUUUAUCAUAAAUGCUAUACCUGGUGAAAGCAGUUGGGGGCACCUCUCGUGCAUAAGUCCACGCAUUUAUUGUAUCAUUUCUACAAGACUAAAUAUUAGUUAGCAUAGCAUUUUGUAGUUUACAGAGCACUUUCACGUACAGAAGGCAUACACAAGAAAGCUUAUUAACUUCUUAACUUUUUUCCCCCUUUAACCACAGUCUUUCAUCAAAGCAUGUGGGACAACUUCUCCCAGUUUCACUCUAAAUCAUAUAGACACAAAUACAAAAAGAUCAAUACAGUUCAAAAGUAAGAAUCAAAAAUGCUCAUGCCCUCACAGACCCUGAUAGUGACUCUUUCUGUCCCCUGUCUGGGAGUGGAAAGACCCAAAGAUAACACCACAUGUCUCCACUGAGAUUAGGAACAAGUUAGGUUUUUCCCUCUGCAUGAUCAGGAGGCUUAGAGAGGGCGAGCAGGUCUGAAGAUUUGGGGUAGAUCCGUGACCCUGACCCACCAAGAGGCCAAUAGUGUGCUCUCCUGAAAGGUAUCAGCUGGGAUUUGUGACCAUUAAGAUGGUUAAACUGUUUGAGCCACACGUUGUAUGUUUAUCCUCAUAAUUGAAUACUCAGUCAUGACUGAUGGUGAUCUCCUGGCUAGAGAUUUCUAUUCAUAGGGAGUUCAGAAGAGCUAUCCAGGUGACUGUGAUAUAAAGCCAGGUUUGGGAAUCACUGACCCACCAUUUUACAGCAGUGGUUUUUAACCUUGGCUGCAUGUUAGAAUCAUCUAGGACACGUGAAAAAUUUUCCAUUUUAGGCCUCAGUAUUUUUUAAAGCUUAGGAGGGGGAUGAGCCACUACAGGCAAGUAAAACCUGCAGGCCACAAAUGUGUGUGAUCAAAGGUGGAGGGGAACUCCAAUAUAAGGAUCUGGAUGCGCAUUGUUCUGUUUCAGCAAAACAGGACAGUAACUACAUUGCCUUCUGUGCCUCUGACAACCCUUGGCUGCUGGGACUCUGUGACCUAACUUCCUGUGUUUGUAUUUUAAGUGAAUAUACCAAACAUUUUAUUUAUAUGAGCAAACCAAGUUCUACAUAACAUGCUUUUCUGUUCCUCAUUCAACAAAAUGACUUUUUACACUUUUGCUUAUAUUUCAUCUCCAGGUUUGGGUUUCCACAAAUCCGCACCCAGGUUCAGGACACCCGAUCCUACACAAAUCCUGUGAGCCUAGUAGGUUACUAGACAGAUCAGUUCCUUCCCCAACUCAUAACGACUUUCCCUCCCAAUUAAAUUCCAGCCCUCAAAAUAAAUUACCUCCCACUUUUUUCUACAGGGUUUCUGAUAGGAGAGGAGUGACUACCCUUUGUUGUCAGACUUGGCUUAGGUUUUCCUUUUCCUUGGGGUCAUCUCCCUUCUUUCUGGGCUGGUCUUGCCAGAAGUAGAUGGGAACUCUGAAGCCCCAUUUUUUUUAAGUUGCCAAGAGCUAUCAGUCUUAUGGCUCUCAGACAAAGAGUCAGACCUAGUGAUGAGCAUUAAGGGUAGAGCCAAGAAGUCUGUUUUUACCCUCAAAUGAGACCAACAGAUGUAUGUUACGUGGAGCACAGGGAUGAGUGAAAUCAUGUACAGGUGAUUUGGAGGCUCGGUGGGGAGAGAUUCUUCAUCAGCACACGUACACACACACCCCUCUCAAACACAACUGGCUGUGAAUUCCUCCAGGCUCAGGAAGCUAGUCCUUUCUUUCUCUAUGCUCUAGAUCCCCUACCUCCCCUAGGUGGUCGUCCCUCUCCCACUUCUGUCACUUCUCCCAUUGUGUGCCUAACCUUUCUGGGGUCACAGCCCCUUUGAGAAUCUGAUGGAGGUUGUGGACCCUCUUCAGGAGAAACUCGGAUUGCACUCUCAGUUCUGUGCUUAUUUGUGGAGGCAUAUAAAUUCCCUGAGGCCAAUCCGUGGAGCCUCCAGGGCCUCAAGUCACACCUGGGGAUGCACUACAUAAUCGCCCUCACAUGCUACAAAAUGGUGGCUUUUUUAAAAAAUGAGGUCAGACUACGGAAUCUCUAAGGAUGUUGCCCAGAUACAUAACCUUUUCAAUCUUGCUUCUCCUGGCUUCCCGCCCUCAGCAAAUGGUGGCAUCAUCCAGCACCCAGACUGGAAACCCAGGAGGCAUUUCUGGCUUCCGAUGUAUCAUGCGUUGAUUACAAAAAUAUUUAUUAUGCGCUCUCUUUGUGGCAAACAUGGUGCUAGAUCCUGGGUUGCCAAAGCAAAUAAGGUCUACCAUACCCCCUUUUCAUGUCUCUCAUGGGAAAGAUGUCUGGGUUCCUCAACAUGAUUUACUGAGCUCUUACCAGCCUCAUCGCUUCACUUCACACGCACCUUUACUGCACCCUGGAGGCACGUGCUUGCUCUUUUCGUGCCUUUGCUCACACUGUCCUCGGUGCCUGUGAUACCUCACCACCACACCCCACAGCCCCUGUCUGCUUUGCCUAACAUUUGGUUUCUUUUAAGAUUUGGCUCAGGCCCAUCUCUGGGUAACCUCUGAUUGCCCUGUGGCCAAGAAGUAUAUUUAGAAGUAUCGAAGAGCAUGAUAUUUGUAUCCAGAGUUUUACUUUAUGCUUUAAAGUGAAAAAAGUCUGGAUUCAAAAUUGUGUAUAUAGUACAGUUCUCACAUAAUGUUGUUGUGUACACUAUAUACUAUGAGAAAGUAUAUAGAUAAACAUGAAGGAAAUAUAAGAAAAUGUUAUAAAUGGUUGACUUGUUCAGAGCCAUACAAAUGGUAAAUUGCAGCGCCUGGGCUCAAACCCAGGUCCUAGGGAUAAUGGAAUUAUGGGUGAUUAAAAGUUUUUUUUUUUAAGUAAUUUCCAUAUUUUUUAUAAGGAACAAAAAUUUUAUAAUCAGGAAAAAAUAAAUUAUUUAUUGUAACUACAAAUUUAGUUUUAUUGUAUUAACUGUAAACAGUAUCUCAAUUCUCCAUUUUGUAGAAUGGGGGAUGCACCCUGCUUCUGUCUCCUCCCCUUGUCCACCUCUCUGCCUCUGACAAUGUCAAGUCUGAUAAUUCUUGAAUUCUGUUCUGAAACCAUAGUCUUUUAUGCUUUAUUGAUUUGUCCUGAAAGUUGAAAUAAACAGCAUGAAUGUUA